Messenger RNA from Magnolia sinica, 994 nucleotides. RefSeq lists its product as uncharacterized. Lineage: Eukaryota; Viridiplantae; Streptophyta; Magnoliopsida; Magnoliales; Magnoliaceae. The transcript has a single exon. The record is from RefSeq and is a predicted model, not a curated record. Gene Ontology annotation, molecular function: hexosyltransferase activity. Gene Ontology annotation, cellular component: Golgi membrane. Bases 53 to 994 code for a protein of 313 amino acids.
CAAGACCCUUAUCAGCAUUAAAAUCUCUCAAGACCCACAUCCAGUCCCUACAAUGAAGAUGAGGACACUCUCCGAACCAUCUCCUUCUACCCGAAAAACCGCUCUUACACUCUCUCCAUUCCUAUUCAUCACUCUCCUUUGCAUCUUUUCAUCCACAAACAAGAUCCAAUUCCAUAAUCUAUCCAACAUCACCCAAUCCAAUACCUCCAUCCAUUUCCAAUCCCCUCCACACUCCACUCUCCGUCUUCUCAUCGGAGUCCUAACCCGACCAGACCACUACGAACGCCGCAACCUCCUCCGCCUUGUCCACGGCAUCCAAUCCCCCAAAAAUGCCCAAGUAGACCUAAAGUUCGUAUUUUGUAACCUCACCAAAGAAGAUCAAACGGUCCUCGUUGCACUCGAGAUCAUGCACCACAACGACAUCAUCAUCCUCAAUUGCACCGAGAACAUGAACGCCGGCAAGACCUACACUUACCUAUCUAGCCUGCCCAACAUACUCGAUAAGAUCGACGGUCAUGAUUAUCCGUACGAUUACGUAAUGAAAGCCGACGACGAUAUUUAUUUUAGGUUGGAUCCGUUGGUAGAAUCGCUAAUCCCAUUGCCAAGGCAAGAUAUGUACUAUGGUUUUGUAAUCCCAUGUCGUGAAAUGGACCCGAUCGGGCAUUACAUGUCGGGCAUGGGGUAUGUUCUCUCAUGGGAUUUGAUUGAAUGGAUAGGAUCGUCCGAGAUUGCCAAGAAUCAUUCGGUGGGCCAUGAAGAUAAAGUCGUUGGAGAAUGGUUACAGGAAGGUGGACGUGGGAAGAACCGGUACAAUGCGAAGCCAGCGAUGUACGACUAUCCACUCAACGUUAGUAGGGAUGCAUGCUCGCAUGAGUUCGUGGCGGAGACGAUCGCCGUCCAUCGGCUUAAAGAUCAGGGGAAGUGGAUCCGGACCUUGCAGUAUUUCAACGUCACUGAUCAGCUCAAACCAUCUAAAAUGUAUCGUAUCCGUUGA